This is a messenger RNA of Trichoderma asperellum CBS 433.97, 2307 nucleotides long. RefSeq lists its product as uncharacterized. Gene Ontology annotation, molecular function: DNA-binding transcription factor activity, RNA polymerase II-specific; DNA binding; zinc ion binding. Gene Ontology annotation, biological process: DNA-templated transcription; regulation of DNA-templated transcription. The record is from RefSeq and is a predicted model, not a curated record. NCBI's taxonomy places the organism in Eukaryota, Fungi, Ascomycota, Sordariomycetes, Hypocreales, Hypocreaceae.
AUGGAGAGCCCGGAGGACCACCAGAGACACCGGCAACGCGGGAAAGACAGAACUCGAGUGGCAUGCCGCCGGUGCAACUCGAAAAAGGUCAAGUGUGAUGCGGCACCUGGAGUUGCUUGUUCUGGAUGCCGGGUUGCGCGCGCGGAAUGCGUUCUAAUCGACUCGAAGCGUGGACGCUACAUUCGCCGAAAGAAAUCUUCAGCUGAGAGAGAGUCUCAGCAACAGCAGCAACAACUGCCUCAACUCAAUCAACAACUGCCUCCUCCUCCUCAUCGCCAGUCGCAGCAAAAGACCCCGGCUUCUUCAUCUGAUGAAUCUCCCCCGCGGGAUCCAUUGUCCAUUUCCGUCACAUCUCAGAAACCAAAGGCAGAGACUCGCCCAUCACAGCAACCUCUCGCGUCCAACGUGGAGCCCGUAGACGGCCAGCUCUUUCGCGGCCUAUCGCGAUCCUUUGAGCGUCGCGCACCCACCGACUCCAGCGCGCUGUUCUAUCUGCACAUUGCCGACCAGAGCGUGCGGCCGACGCAGCAGCCCAUCAGCGAUGCCAUCAGCACGUUUUACGCCGGAGACUCGUUCAGCCUCACUUAUGCCAUUCACGAUGUUCUCGCGCCGUUUCUGAGUGAUCGGAGCAACUACCAGAAGCGGCUUCACUUCCCCAUCGCCGAGGGCUUUGACCCCUCUGACCAGGGACGCGAGAACAUUGUGAAUGCCCAGAUAGCCCUGCUGCGUGAGAGGAACCUCUACUAUCGGCUGAGCCAAGAUGCCCUGGAAAGGAUGCUGGACGUCUACUUCCGGUGGUUCCAUCCCGCGUUUCCCCUCGUCAACCAGACCAAUUUCAUCGAAAAGUGCCACCGCAAUCAGAUGUCGCUGCUUGUUUUGAACGGCAUGUUACUGGUGGCAGCAAUCAUGUGCGACCCAGCCGAUAUCGCCAUGACGGGAUGUGAAAGCAGAGCCCACGCUCGGUCCGUCUUUUAUCGCCAAGCCAAAGCUCUAUACGAUGCAGAACUGGAUCCUGACAAGGUCAACAACGUAACUGCUGUGUUUUUCAUCAGCUUCUGGUGGGGAGGGUCCAACGACGAGAAGGAUUCGUGGCAUUGGCUGGGCGUUGCCGUGAGUCUGGCUCAGAGCCUGGGGAUGCAUAGAUCGACGGCCAAGUCACACAUGAGCGAUGAAAAGUCGAGGCACUGGAGACGCAUCUGGUGGUGUAUCCGGAUCCGAGACACAAUCGCAAGUGGUUCAACAGGCCGGCCACUGCAUAUUUCUCAUCGGGAUUGCGACGUAGAGCCCCUUGAGCCCAGCGACAUGGAUGACGACAACCAUUUGGGCGAUGAGGAAGCACUGUAUGCCUGUCAGAUGGCGCGUCUGUCGAUAAUAUUCGGGAGGAUUGUCAAGAUGAGAUACGCCGCAAUCCAGUCAACGAGUCUGAACCAAAAGGACCAAAUGGAAAAGGACUUGGAGAAUUUCAGGAUACAGGUUCCAGCCGCGUUACAAUACCGAGGGAUCAAUCCCGAAACGGGCCAAGGAUUGUGGUCUGCCAUGAUCCUCAUGGCUUACAACUAUAGCGUUAUUCUUCUCUACCGACCUACUAGCACGGGGAAUGACGCCGUUUCAAACUUCUGGGGGGACCGACCGAAAGCUGUGGCUGCCGCCAACGAGAUUACGAGAGUCAUGGAGGAUGUUCUUUCGACUUCCUUUGUGCGGCUCAGCCAAAUCCACACCAUCCCAGCUCUCUUUAACUCCCUAUCCAUGCACGUCUUCUCGCUAUGUACAUCCGGAAACGUUGGCAGAGAACUCGCCGAGAACCGCGCACGCACAUGCAUGCUGGGCCUAAACUGCCUUCAGGAAUCAUGGCCCGUCAGCGGGUGGAUUCUCAAGCUCUUCGUCGACAUCAUCGAGAGACUCCGCAGAAUGCUCACAAACAGGAGCAAGUCUGGCGAACUGAGCAGGGUGACGGCGAGCCCUGCUCCAGGCUAUUUACCGCCGCAACAGCCACGACAGGAAACGCCCCGUGGCUCGCAGAACCCCCAGCUCGCAACUAUGGAAGGCAUUGGCGAUCAGACACCGCUCGACAUGGCGGCAAAUCCCAUGGAUCCGCUCAUGAAGCCGCCUUUAGAAAUUCCGACGGGGGGUAUUCCCGUCUACCCAAACGAAUUUGCCCCAUACAGCACUACGAAUGCUGGCUUAUUUCCAAACUUAUUUGUGCUGGAUGAUCUCUUUGCCAAUCUAGAUGCGGGCCAAGUCAGCUUUUUUGAUUCAUUAGAAGUGCCCAACUACGACAAUGUUGAUGUCAUACCGUAUCAGGGCUGA